Messenger RNA from Schizosaccharomyces japonicus yFS275, 1740 nucleotides. RefSeq names its product hsp60-like protein. Gene Ontology annotation, molecular function: protein folding chaperone; DNA replication origin binding; single-stranded DNA binding. Bases 1 to 1740 code for a protein of 579 amino acids. The record is from RefSeq and is a predicted model, not a curated record. The transcript has a single exon. Gene Ontology annotation, biological process: protein maturation; protein refolding; protein import into mitochondrial intermembrane space. Gene Ontology annotation, cellular component: post-mRNA release spliceosomal complex; mitochondrial nucleoid; mitochondrial matrix. Lineage: Eukaryota; Fungi; Ascomycota; Schizosaccharomycetes; Schizosaccharomycetales; Schizosaccharomycetaceae.
AUGAUUAAUCAAAGUGCUCUUCUUAAUAUUGCACGCGCUCCUCUCCGUGUGGGUGGUAGACGCGUUGCUGCCAGCCGUUUCGCCAUGCAGACUCGUUCUUACGCUAAGGAUUUGAAGUUUGGCGUUGAGGCCCGUGCCGCUCUUUCUCGUGGUGUCGACACGUUGGCUCGUGCCGUCUCUGUCACGCUGGGACCGAAAGGUCGUAACGUUUUGAUUGAGCAGUCUUUUGGCUCUCCCAAAAUUACAAAGGAUGGUGUCACUGUCGCUCGCAGUGUCUCCUUGAAAGACAAGUUUGAGAACCUCGGAGCUCGUCUUGUUCAGGACGUCGCUAGCAAAACGAACGAGGUUGCCGGUGAUGGUACCACUACUGCUACCGUUCUUACCCACGCUAUCUUCUCUGAGAGUGUUCGGAACGUUGCUGCUGGCUGCAACCCUAUGGACCUUCGUCGCGGUAUCCAACAAGCUGUCGAGAAGGUUGUCGAGUUUUUGCAAGCCAACAAGCGUGAAAUUACCACUACCUCCGAGAUUGCCCAGGUUGCCACAAUUUCUGCUAACGGCGACACCCACAUUGGUAGUUUGAUUGCCGAUGCUAUGGAGAAGGUCGGCAAGGAGGGUGUGAUCACCGUAAAGGAGGGACGCACUAUUGAGGAUGAGCUCGACGUCACGGAGGGCAUGAAGUUCGACCGUGGCUACAUUUCUCCCUACUUCAUUACCGAUGUCAAGACUCAGAAGUGCGAGUUUGAGAAUCCUCUCGUUCUCCUCUCCGAAAAGAAGGUGUCUGCCGUCCAGGAUAUCCUCCCUGCCUUGGAGAUUGCCGCUCAACAGCGCCGACCUCUGGUUAUCAUCGCCGAAGACAUUGACGGUGAGGCUUUGGCCGCAUGCAUCUUGAACAAGCUCCGCGGCCAGCUUCAAGUUGUCGCUGUUAAGGCUCCUGGCUUCGGCGACAACAGACGUAACAUGCUUGGCGACUUGGCUGUUUUGACUGACAGUGCCGUCUUCAACGAUGAUGUUGAUGUGACCCUUGACAAGCUCCAAGCCCAUCACCUUGGUAGCUGUGGAUCCAUUACCGUUACGAAGGAGGACACCAUCUUCCUUAACGGUAAGGGUGACCGUAGCGCUGUUGCUGAGCGCUGUGAACAAAUUCGUGGCUUGCUGGACAACAGCGGCAUCAGCGAGUACGAACGCGAAAAGCUCCAAGAGCGUCUUGCCAAACUCAGCGGUGGUAUUGCCGUCAUCCGCGUCGGUGGUUCCAGUGAAGUCGAGGUUGGUGAGAAGAAGGACCGUAUUGUCGAUGCUCUUAACGCAGUUAAGGCUGCUGUUUCUGAGGGUGUUCUCCCCGGUGCUGGCACCUCUCUUGUUAAGGCCAGCUUGAAGUUGGACGAGCUUGAACCCGCCAACUUUGACCAAAAGCUCGGUAUUGAUAUCGUCCGUAAGGCUAUCACCAAGCCUGCUCAGACCAUCUUGGAGAACGCUGGUUUGGAGGGCAACUUGAUUGUCGGUAAGCUUAAGGAGCGUUACGGUAACGAGUUCAACGUUGGUUAUGAUAUUGCCAAGGACGAGUUCACUGAUCUCAACAAGAUUGGUGUUCUCGACCCUCUGAAGGUUGUUCGCACCGGCUUGGUUGACGCCAGCGGUGUCGCUUCUCUGAUGGGUACCGCCGAGUGCGCCAUUGUUGAUGCUCCUGAAGAGGCCAAGGCUGCUCCCGCUAUGCUGCGUGAAUGGGCGGUAUGGGUGGUAUGA